AUUUGCUUUUUUUUUUUACGCGAGGGAAAAAGUCGACUGCCAAUUACGCGUCGCACACAGCAACGUGACCAAUAUAAUACGUUUAAAAAAAACAUAAGGGUAGUCCAACAGGGAUACGGCUUCCGUUGAUUGCGUCGAACGUCGCUCAGUAUCGCGGCGACUUUUACCUCGCAUGUCGCGCAAGGAAAGUAAUGAUCCGCGUGUAAAAAUCCUCGCGACUGCUAUCAUAUCUAAAGAUCAUAAUUGUCCGGGGGAGAAUUUUUCGAAGCGACAAAAUCACCAAGAAUAUAAUUUAUCAAACGCUCCAGGGGUUGAGUAUGUUUGAAGUAGCGAAACUUUCCGAGGGGUGGAAUCUCUUCAACGACGUCCGAGAAGGGUAGUCAGUCGCGUGCACUUCGACGGAAAUUAUAUUCGCCGAGUAGAAUUUUUCCGAGCGACAGGAUUAUCCAAGAAGGAAGAUCGAUAUCGAAGUUAAGGCUUCUGAGCGUUUAGGUUCCGUCAACCGAGCGUAAAAUAGGCCCUGACGUCCGCCAGUAAUCACAAAAAUUAGAACAGCAAAGAUAAAGCGAGGCGCGCGUGUUUCGUGCCAAUUGUUAAACGGCGGAGUGGCGCUUGUCACGCGAUUUAAUAAACGCCAUCGAAAUUAAUGCUCAAGAGAGCGGAUGUGGCUUUCGUGAAAAAUGCCCUUCGUGCUAAACGAUUCAUUGCGACCGUAAUGUCACCUAGAAUCAUGAAUACUGAUCGUUACGCCUGAUUACAUGAAAAAAACGAAAAAGUAUCAGACACAUUUACUUGUCGGAAUUCGUACGUGCAUAAAUUAUUUAUGCCUAAAUGAUAAAUUAAAAGAUGGCGAAUGAUAUACUCAUUAAGAUUUCGUUUUUGCUAAAUAUUAUUCCGUUAAUUCUGAGCGCGGAUGAGCAAAUAAUGUGCUCUAAAAACGAUGCUUUAUUGGAGAUCACGGGUGACGCUAUUUUAACGGUCUUCGUAGAUGCCAAUUACGGACAAUAUUGCAAUAUAUCGUCAUCCAAAGGUCUUCAACAAAUUUCGACGAUCUUAUACGUGAUGCAAACUUUGAAUAAAUAUGACUACGUACCGGGUGUAAAAUUAGGGCUAAGAAUCUUCGACACGUGUCAAGAUGGAAUUACGUUGUUUAGACAAGUCUUGCGAGUAGCUGUUGAGCAAAGUUGUGCGUUGAAUUACGAGAUGGGUGUGAUGGUGCCGUCUCGAUUAAGCUUCAUGAUGGAUUAUCUGCGUGAUCAUGGCAAUCUGCCUAUUAGCGUCUACGGGGAACGGGAUUUCACGAUGCCUGCGAUCGAUAUCCUGGCGCACUAUUUGACCACCAGGUACGAGAUUGUUGAUCUGGUACACGCCAACGCGGAUUCUGUUCUCGAUCAUUUCCUGGAAGUUACCAAGGACGCUGGUGUAUGCGUGAAACGAAGUGACAGACGCGUCAACGGCGACAGAUAUGCGAACGUCACGGAAACGACGAUAGUCGCAAUCGGCGAGAGAAAUGACGUGCUGCGAUGGCUGGAAGAGAAUGAGGAAUCGGGUGGUUCCAGGAAAACGUGGCUUCUGCUGCCGCUCGAUAAUUCGGAUAUUGACGAUCUCGUGCCAUCCGGAUCGUAUGUCAUUAAGCCGGAAAUUCCUCGUUUCGAUCUUGGCGGAUUCUCAAGCGCGGAUGAAUUUCUGGAGAACUCCGGAAACUCGGUGUCCGGAAACCGCUCUCCGUAUCUCCUCGACAUCGGAAAGGCCGUCAUUGAGAUUGCGGAAGCCUUCCGGAACGUCCGCGAGAGAAGCUGUCCCAUCGAUAACACGGAGGACUGCAUUGUGGCGCAAUUCGGUACAGAAUUGCAACGGCAAAUUCGCGAUCUCGACGUCUACGAAAUUCUUCGCAUACAACCGCGGUCACACUCGGUGAGAUAUGUGGUCACCACGAAAACGCAGCACGAACUCGUUGACGUUGCUUCCUACGAAAUUGAAGUGGCCAAAUUACGCGUUCUCCCGGUGAGGAUGACGUCCAGAAUACCAGGACUUUGCCUGGAGCAUCUUGCCAUCAAUUGCGAGAACUGUACGAAUUUUCAGACACGCUCCAAUGCGCAAGAUGUUACAAAAGCAAAUGUUGACAAAAAUGUUCUGAAGAAUAGUAUCUACGUUCCUAUUUUCUUAAUCGCUAUCGUUUGCGGCACUGUCGCGUGCUGCGUCAUGGUGUUCUUUAUCGUCUAUCGUUUCGCGACUGAAGAGAUGCUCGACGGCAACCCGGCCCUUACGAUCGUCCUUGUCUUGGCCAAUCUAUUUACCCUACUGACAGCAAUACCCUUCUGCAUGACGGACGAUUAUUUCGGCGCGGAGAAUCUGAACGCUCGGAAGAUCCUUCUCACUACUCUCGCAUUUGGCCUCACAUUCUCGAUUAUGCUUUCGAGAGCACUUUUCUUGGCCUUGGCCUCCACGGGCAAUGUCUUCGUUCACAUUAACGGAUACUUACAGAGUCUUAUGACGUUCUUCAUGUGCGGAGUUCAAGUUGCUAUGUCGAUUAUGUAUUUCGUUUUGAACACAACAAAUUCCGCUGUGGCUGCCAGGAGCCUCAUUUUUAUUGCAUUACUAGGAUACGAUAUAUUUCUAUUAAUUGCAUUCUUCAUUACUUGCUGCUCCAUUAUUCGAAUACAACGUAACUAUCACGAAGGAAAAUGCUUCUUCGGCACUGCUAUCGGUUUACUAAUUACAUGGGCGAUGUGGCUGAUUUGCUUCAUGCUGAUGCAGCUAGAAAAUCGUGAUGCAAUUGUUUCCUUCGGUAUAAUUAUCACGACUUAUUUAAUUAUUUUCGGUGUCUUGAUACCAAGGAUUUAUUAUAUGGUCACACACAUAUCGGAAGGAAAAGAUCUCGGACGAAGAUUCGAUCUCAUCAAUUUACCAACUGAUUCGAUUGUUAAUACGAUCAUCGGACAGUCGCGUUCCCACGAUUAUGUUCAUCCUAUUAGAGAAAGUCAAGUUUUACGAGUGCCAUCGCCGUGUCCAAAUUAUUACGGUAAUUCAAGCCUGCGUUUGAAACAUCUCGAGAGAUGCAAAAGUCCAAAUCACCAUGAAACUAUAUAUAAUAAUUACGAAUUUGCGGAAAUGAAGGAGACUGACACUACCGCGCCACAAAUAUACACAGAGAACAUGAAGUCUUCAAAUAAUGUCAUUUACGCGCAACCAAGAGUCUACAAGUCGCAGAGGAUAAUUUUUGGGGAAAGAAGCAACGCAGAAGCUAGUUAUAAUAGAAACAAUUCUUCACCUAUCUCUAGACCACAUGUCGAAAUGUAUCCUAUGAGAUAUACCAAUCCAACAAAUAUGGCGAGGGAACGAAAAAUCGAUGAAGAGGAAGAAGAGGAAGACGAGGAGAAUGAGGAGGACGAAAGUGACAGCAGAAUUACCCGCUUUUGACAAAUUUAGUCAAUCUAAUAUUGAGUGCCCUAUAUCUUUAUAACUUUUCCAGAAAACCAUAAAUUUGUAAUAAAAUGAUUUUAAAAUAAUUAUAGAUUUAAAUUCCGAAUUUAAAACCUGGUUUACAUGAUUUCAUAUGACUUUAAGAUUUUUGUAACCAUUGUAUAUCUUGUAUAAAAAAA
Pogonomyrmex barbatus (red harvester ant) is the source of this 3602-nucleotide messenger RNA. RefSeq names its product G protein coupled receptor bride of sevenless (gene boss). Lineage: Eukaryota; Metazoa; Arthropoda; Insecta; Hymenoptera; Formicidae. Gene Ontology annotation, molecular function: sevenless binding; G protein-coupled receptor activity. The record is from RefSeq and is a predicted model, not a curated record. Gene Ontology annotation, cellular component: membrane. Gene Ontology annotation, biological process: G protein-coupled receptor signaling pathway; visual perception.